AAAUUUUCGCGCAUGCGCCGAACCUUCAUCCUUUCAGAAAAUAGCCAGCCCCCAAGCCGAAGCUAUCAAAAAUUGAGUGGAGAAAGUCCCUCAAAACCUAAAUAUGGGGUUCGUAAAAGUUGUCAAGAACAAGGCCUACUUCAAGAGGUUCCAGGUCAAAUUCAGGAGGAGGCGAGAAUUCAAGACCGACUACUUUGCCCGCAAGAAGCUUUGCAUCCAGGACAAAAACAAAUACAACACCCCAAAAUACAGGCUGGUUGUCCGGUUCUCAAACAAAGACAUCACAUGCCAGGUAGCAUACGCCAGAAUCGAGGGAGACUAUGUGAUGGAGGCUGCCUAUGCCCAUGAGCUCCCCAAAUAUGGCUUGAAGGCCGGGUUGACGAAUUAUGCUGCUGCCUAUUGCACAGGGUUACUCCUGGCAAGGAGGCUUCUGAAGAAACUAAAUCUCGACAGCAUCUACAAAGGUGUUGAUGAGGUGAACGGUGAAGACUACUAUGUAGAGAGCGAGGAUGGCCAGCCAGGUGCAUUCCGUUGCUACUUGGAUGUUGGACUUGCUCGCACAACCACAGGAGCACGUAUCUUCGGUGCACUCAAGGGUGCUGUUGAUGGUGGAUUAGACAUCCCACACAGUAACCGUCGAUUCCCAGGAUAUGACUCUGAAAGCAAGGAGUUUAAUGCCGAGAUCCAUAGAAAACACAUCUUUGGUGGCCACGUCUCUGAUUACAUGAAUGUCCUGCAAGAAGACGAUGAGGAAGCAUACAAGAGACAGUUUUCACAGUACAUCAAAAGUGGCAUAAGUGCUGAUAAUCUUGAACCCACAUAUAAAAAGGUCCAUGCCGCAAUUCGUGAGAAUCCUGCACGGGGGACAAAGGAGAAGAAGGAAGUCAAGUCGAAAAGAUACAACCGUGCCAAGCUGUCCAAGGCUCAGCGUGAUGACCGCGUCAAACAGCGAAAGGCCGCCCACCUCAGAAAAUUGGCGGGUGGGGCUGAUAAUUGAGACAACUAAAUGAUAUAUUUAUCUGGCAGAAUAAAAAAAAAAAGAAAUAA
This is a messenger RNA of Lineus longissimus, 1047 nucleotides long. Its product is annotated as large ribosomal subunit protein uL18B-like. Gene Ontology annotation, molecular function: structural constituent of ribosome; 5S rRNA binding. The record is from RefSeq and is a predicted model, not a curated record. Lineage: Eukaryota; Metazoa; Nemertea; Pilidiophora; Heteronemertea; Lineidae. The transcript is spliced from 6 exons. Bases 104 to 997 code for a protein of 297 amino acids. Gene Ontology annotation, cellular component: ribosome; cytosolic large ribosomal subunit. Gene Ontology annotation, biological process: ribosomal large subunit assembly; translation.